Molecule: messenger RNA, 928 nt
Organism: Blepharisma stoltei
Lineage: Eukaryota; Ciliophora; Heterotrichea; Heterotrichida; Blepharismidae
Source: the annotation of a GenBank genome assembly
AUGCUGGUUCGACAAGCGCGUAUGCUCACCCGUCCAAUUUUUAAUUCUUUCAGAUCAUUUUCUUCAAUUUCUCAUAAGCGAUUAGCAAAGGCUCUUGAAAAUGAACUAGAGUAUGAUCAUAAGAUAUACAAAGAAGAGGAUGAAAUUUCAUCAUACAUGAGAAAUAGUGGAUUUAAGCUAUUCGAACGCGAAGAUCACACAUUAGUUACUCUCCAGAAGAAAUUUAACGAUGCUGAAGUUGAAAUAACUUUUCAUGUAAAAGCUCCAUCCGUUGAUGAAGCCGAUGAGCCUGGAGAAUCUCAAAGCAAUCUAGAGCAGGAUGAACCGCCAGGAAUUUAUAUAGAUUUUCAAGUACUGGUUAAUUUGCUUCUUUAAAAUUAAGCAAGUUGUUUUGCUUUCUAAUAGAGCAGUCGAUUUUUUACUUGAAAAUUAUUAUAAAAUUGUAUAUUUAAUGAGAUUUAAAUUCUUAAAAUUUGGAAAGAAAAUCUAUUUUAAUUAUUGAGGUAAAUUUAAUGAUCUCAAUAUAAAAAUUAUAAUUAAAAAAAAUUAUGAAACAAUUUUGUUUGCUCUUGAAGGUUUCGAUUUUCCAUUAAUUUUACUUGCCAUUAGGAGUAAGAAACCGAACACAAACACAGGUUUCAUCUUUGAAUGUCUUUGCCUGGAUCAAGAAAUCACUGUUGCCAAUGUCGUUUUUAGUGACAAUUUAGCUAACAUAAAGCGUCAAUCGACAUUUGGUAGAAAAGGUGGCGAAUACAGAGGUCCUCAAUUUGUAAAUCUUCACAAAAAGGUCCAAAACUUGCUAACAGAGUAUUUGAAGGACUUUGGAGUUGAUGAUAAUUUAGCUUUUUUUAUUGAAAUGUAUUCAAUUGACAAAGAGCAUAGGUGCUACAUGGAAUGGCUCAGACAUGUUAAGAAUUUCGUAAAUUAA